GCUUACCCCAAGAUUUACUCGUGCACGCCGGACAUGACGGCGGCCGACUGCCGGACCUGCCUCCGGGACAUAAUUGGGGAAUUUACCCCCGAGUAUUUUGUCGGGAAGCCAGGCGGGAGAGUCUUCCGUGUGCGCUGCAACUUCCGGUUCGAGACGUAUUCUUUCUUCUCUGGGCACCCACUGCUACAACUCCCGGCCAUGUUGCCGCCUUCGCCGGCGCCGGCGCCAGCGGCGACCGGAGAAGGAGAAACAAGACAUAGGAGGACAGGUUUGGUCUUGGCCAUUACACUGCCUAUAGCUGCCGCACUACUGCUUCUCAUUGUAACGUGCGUUUGCUUUUGGAGGAGAAAACUGGCAAAGAGAAAGCCCUCAGUACAAUGUAAGCUGAGUUUAUUUUUUCUUUUUCAAUUCAACUGCAAGCUAAGAUAACCCUUAUAUGAAACUAUUUACCAAAAUAAACAGUUAAAAACUAAUAAAGUAUGGGGUAUUUCUACA
Molecule: messenger RNA, 495 nt
Organism: Triticum aestivum (bread wheat)
Lineage: Eukaryota; Viridiplantae; Streptophyta; Magnoliopsida; Poales; Poaceae
Product: cysteine-rich receptor-like protein kinase 6
Exons: 2
Coding region: 34-429 (131 amino acids)
Source: RefSeq, a predicted model, not a curated record